Molecule: messenger RNA, 786 nt
Organism: Dipodomys ordii (Ord's kangaroo rat)
Lineage: Eukaryota; Metazoa; Chordata; Mammalia; Rodentia; Heteromyidae
Product: C-C motif chemokine 3-like
Exons: 3
Coding region: 135-407 (90 amino acids)
Biological process (GO): neutrophil chemotaxis; monocyte chemotaxis; chemokine-mediated signaling pathway
Cellular component (GO): extracellular region
Molecular function (GO): chemokine activity; CCR chemokine receptor binding
Source: RefSeq, a predicted model, not a curated record
AUUCUGUGUUCCCAUGGUACCAGCCUGCCUAUAAAAGACAAGAGAGAUUAGCUCCUAGAAGGAGACCAGCAGUCCUGAGACUCCAGCGCCAUCUCUGCUCCAUCCACACUCCACUCCUCUGUGGGUCCAGCAUCAUGAAGGGUCUCCUGGUAUUCCUCUUUGUCCUCCUCUGCACCACCAGCCUUUGUUCUUGUGAAAAAGAUAAGAUUUACACCCCACCCACCUGCUGCUUUUCCUACGUCUCCCAGCCAAUCCCUCUGAAUCACAUGGCUUCCUAUUAUAAGACCAGCGGCGCCUGCCUCAAAGAAGGAAUCAUCUUUCUCACCAAAAAGGGCCGUCAUAUCUGUGCCAACCCCAGUGAUGCCUGGGUCCAGAAACAUAUCCAAAAACUUGACAUGAAUCCAUGAAUGGUCCUGCAGGAACCAGAGAUUUGAAUUGAUUGGGGAACCAAAGAAGUUCCCAAGUCUCCCUCUCUCUCCCCUAUGAAUUCCCCCCUUCCACUAAUCACACUGUGAAAUGUUAACUUUAGUUAAGCAACUUAAAUAUUGCAAAUCAUUUUGUCUAUUUGAUGCUUUUGCUAAGAAGUCAUAGACUAUCCUCUUAUUCCCAGACCCACUUUCUGUCAGUAGUUGGCUUGUAUUUAGAGUGAUUGUGAAUGAUGGCUUUUUUUUCCCCUAGGUGGUCAUUGAACAUCAUCAGAUGUUUACUGAUUUAUAAGCCCUUUACUAUAUUAAAUAUGUAGGUAUACAUAUAUAUGAACAAUAAAAGUUCUUUUUUGUUUUCCUA